AUGUUUUCUUUUUUCUUUUUUUCUUUCUUUUUCUUUCUUUUUUUUUUUAACUUCCCGCCGUCAUCAUCAAUUUCUUUCCUUUGUUCAUUCUUUCUUUCUCCUGUUCAUGUUUUUUCCACUGUUAUGCCCACCCUCCAAGUUGCAUGUGUAUUUCCUCGUAUACCCCCACCCACAACCGUAACUCUUUUACUUGUGCAUCACUCACGUGGCUUAACAUCAUCAUUGUUGCCCCAAAUUGACUUGUCAAACAUUGGUAUAAAUCUUAUCCUCUUCAUUUCUUCUUUCCUUUGUUCAUUUCCUGCUUUCUUUUCUUUAUCUAUCUAUCUAUCUAUCUAUCUAUCUAUCUAUCUAUCUAUCUAUCUAUGUAUCUAUCUAUCUGUCUUUCACAAUGUUUCAACAUAUCUAUCACAAUCUGUAAUGUAUCUCACAAUGAAAACAAGCUUUACUCUUUCUUUCUUCCUUUCUUUCUUUCUUCCUUUCUUUCUUUCUUUCUUUCUUUCUUUUUGUCCAAAGACAUUAAUAGUUGACUGUUUUCUUAGUAGGUGUUCCAUAAUUGCGGCCUUUAUCCAAAGUAUUCUAAACAUUAUCUAUCUAUCUAUCUAUCUAUCUAUCUAUCUAUCUAUCUAUCUAUCUAUCUAUCUCGGUCUUUACAUUAUCUAUCUAUCUAUCUAUCUAUCUAUCUAUCUAUCUAUCUAUCUAUCUAUCUAUCUCGGUCUUUACAUUAUCUAUCUAUCUAUCUCGGUCUUUACAUUAUCUAUCUAUCUAUCUAUCUAUCUAUCUAUCUAUCUAUCUAUCUAUCUAUCUCGGUCUUUACAUUAUCUAUCUAUAAAUCUCAGUCUUUUCAUUAUCUAUUUUUAUAAAUCUCAGUCUUUUUAUUAUCUAUCUAUCUAUCUAUCUAUCUAUCUAUCUAUCUAUCUAUCUAUCUAUCUCAUUUUUUUAUUAUCUGUCUAUAUCAUUGUAUUUUUCGUUUAUCGCCUUCACUCUAUACUACGAUCUUCUUUCUUCCUUCCUCUCACUCUUCUUUUUCUCUAUACAUACCAUACAAUUUUUUCCCUUCUUAACCUUCUCCUUUCUUUGUAUUUACAACCCAGACAUCGUCUCUACACACACAAAAAGAAUUAUUCUGACAAUCUUACUUCUUUUUCAUCUUUCUUUGCUUUUCUUUCUUUCUUUCUUUCUUUCUUUCUUUCUUUCUUUCUUUCUUUCUUUGUGUGUUCGUUCUUUAAUUUUCGUUUACUGUUUUUUCCCUUAAUUCUUUCUUCCAUUCAUUCUAAUUUUCUUGCGUGUCUUCUUUUUUCUUUCUUUCUAAUUUCCUUACCCGUCUUCUUUCUUUCUUUCUUUCUUUCUUUCUUUCUUUCUUUCUUUCUGUCUAAUUUUCUUAUGUCUUCCUUCUUUCCUACCUUCUUCUUUCCUAAUUUCCAACCUGUCUUCUUUAAUUUUCUUAUGUGUCUUCUUUGUUUCCUUCUUUCUUCCUUUCUUUCUUUCUUACUUUCUUUCCUUUUUCUUUUUUCUUUCUUCAUUCCAAAAUGCCUUCAUUCUUUCUUUCUUCCUAAUUUUGUUCGUAUCUUCUUUCUUUCUUUCUUUCUUUCUUUCUUUCUUUCUAAUUCCCUUAUGUCUGAUCCUCUUCUUUUCUUCUUUUCUCUUGUCUCCCUCCUCCUCUCCCUCCUUCCAUCUCUCUUUCUCUCCUCUCUCUCCUCUCUCUCUCUCUCUCUCUCUCUCUCUCUGUCAAUUUCUUUCUAUUUUCAAUUUGCAGCUCGUAUUUUUAAAUUCUAUCUCUGUCUAUCUUUCUUUUUUUUCUUUCUUUCCGAUUUCUUUCCCUCUCAGACAUUCUCUUGCUCUAUCUAUCUAUCUAUCUAUCUAUCUAUCUAUCUAUCUAUCUAUCUAUCUAUCUAUCUAUCUCAUUCCAUUAAUAUUAUAAUCUAUCUAUCUAUCUAUCUAUCUCAUUCCAUUAAUAUUAUAAUCUAUCUAUCUAUUUAUCUAUCUAUCUAUCUAUCUAUCUAUCUAUCUAUCUCAUUCCAUUAA
Messenger RNA from Acanthosepion pharaonis, 2022 nucleotides. The record is from the annotation of a GenBank genome assembly. NCBI's taxonomy places the organism in Eukaryota, Metazoa, Mollusca, Cephalopoda, Sepiida, Sepiidae.